Messenger RNA from Acanthosepion pharaonis, 615 nucleotides. The record is from the annotation of a GenBank genome assembly. Lineage: Eukaryota; Metazoa; Mollusca; Cephalopoda; Sepiida; Sepiidae.
AUGGCCAGCAGUGCAUCACUUUCCUCCGCAAGACAUGUUUUAUUAACAGGAUUACCCGGCAGCGGGAAGACAACACUGAUCCAAAAAACAUGCGAGGAACUUGAAAAACAAGGAUACGUUUUACACGGAUUUAUCACGGAAGAAGUUCGGCAUUUUGGACGUAGGAAGGGCUUCGAUGUGGUUAGUAUAGAUGGUCAAUUAAGAGCUCCUUUGGCUCGAAUCGACGGACAUGGACAUGACUCUGAAGCAGGUCCACUAAAUCGACCAGACCCUUACCGAUUGGGUCAGUAUAUUGUCCAGGUUGAAUCUUUUGAGCAAACUGCACUUCCUUUACUACAUGCUAGCAAUACAGGAAUAACUGUUAUUGAUGAAAUCGGUAAAAUGGAAUCGAUCAGUCGUGCUUUUCAGCAAGCCGUGCGUAGUCGGAUGGAUGACCCACGGUCGGUGGUGCUGGGCACCAUCCCUGUGAAAAAAGGCAAACCUGUUCAUCUUAUCGAACAAAUUUACGAAAGAAAAGAUGUUCGUAUUAUUACCGUCACUAAAAAAAACCGGGAUUGUUUACUGGAUGAAAUAAUUACCGCGGUUAAAGAAGCCACAGCUGAACACAUACCAUAA